GUUUGUUUGGAAAGUCACCCUCCUCAUUUAAAAAAAAAAAAAGGAACCUCCCCCUCCUCCUCCCAUGCAAACUGAAUCAAUCAUGUCUGGAGAGGUGCGUUUGAGACAGUUGGAACAGUUUAUUUUGGAUGGGCCCACGCAGACCCAGGGGCAAUGCUUCAGCGUGGAAACCUUGCUGGAUAUACUCAUCUGCCUGUACGAUGAAUGUAAUAAUUCCCCACUGAGGAGAGAGAAGAAUAUCCUUGAGUAUCUAGAAUGGGCCAAACCUUUUACAUCUAAGGUGAAACAGAUGAGACUACAUAAAGAAGAUUUUGAAAUCUUGAAGGUGAUUGGCCGAGGAGCCUUUGGGGAGGUUGCAGUAGUAAAACUGAAAAAUGCAGAUAAGGUUUUUGCAAUGAAAAUACUAAAUAAAUGGGAGAUGCUGAAGAGAGCUGAGACGGCCUGUUUCCGAGAAGAGAGGGAUGUACUAGUCAAUGGAGACAACCAGUGGAUCACAACGUUGCACUAUGCUUUCCAGGAUGAAAAUUAUUUAUACCUGGUUAUGGAUUAUUAUGUUGGUGGAGAUCUGCUCACCCUGCUCAGCAAGUUUGAGGACAGGUUACCUGAAGAUAUGGCUCGUUUUUAUUUGGCUGAAAUGGUGAUAGCGAUUGAUUCCGUACAUCAGUUACAUUAUGUCCACAGGGAUAUUAAACCAGAUAACAUUUUGAUGGAUAUGAAUGGACAUAUUCGGCUAGCAGAUUUUGGUUCUUGUCUGAAACUCAUGGAAGAUGGAACGGUCCAAUCUUCAGUGGCAGUUGGAACCCCAGACUAUAUCUCUCCAGAAAUUCUGCAGGCCAUGGAAGAUGGAAAAGGGAAGUAUGGACCUGAAUGUGACUGGUGGUCCCUAGGCGUUUGCAUGUAUGAAAUGCUUUAUGGAGAAACUCCAUUUUAUGCAGAGUCCUUGGUGGAGACCUAUGGGAAAAUAAUGAACCACAAAGAGAGAUUUCAGUUUCCUGCACAAGUAACAGAUGUCUCAGAAAAUGCAAAGGACCUCAUCCGAAGGCUCAUUUGCAGUAGGGAGCAUCGACUUGGGCAAAAUGGGAUUGAAGACUUUAAGAACCAUCCAUUUUUUGCCGGGAUUGACUGGGAUAACAUUCGGAACUGUGAAGCACCUUACAUCCCUGAAGUCAGCAGCCCAACUGAUACAUCCAACUUUGAUGUGGAUGAUGAUUGCUUAAAAAACUCUGAAACGAUGCCUCCUCCAUCACACACUGCAUUUUCUGGUCAUCAUUUACCUUUUGUGGGUUUCACUUAUACAAGUAGCUGUGUGCUCUCAGACCGCAGUUGUCUAAGACUUUCAGCUGGACCACCCUCUAUGGAUCUUGAUGCCAAUAUUCAGAGGACCUUGGAGGACAGCCUAGCAACAGAAGCCUAUGAGAGGAGAAUAAGGCGACUAGAACAAGAAAAACUUGAACUUAGUAGAAAACUACAAGAGUCAACACAGACAGUCCAGGCUCUACAGUAUUCAACUGUGGAUGGUCCAAUAACAGCAAGCAAAGAUCUAGAAAUUAAAAGCUUAAAAGAAGAAAUUGAAAAGCUAAGAAAGCAGGUAACAGAUUCUGGACAGCUGGAACAGCAACUAGAGGAAGCCAGUUCUGCACGACGAGAAUUAGAUGAUGCUUCCAGGCAAAUAAAGGCUUUUGAGAAACAAAUCAGAGGCCUGAAGCAAGAGAGAGAGGACCUUAAUAAGGAACUGACAGAGUCUAGUGAGAGACUAAAAUCCCAAGCCAAAGAGCUGAAAGAUGCACAUAGCCAGCGGAAACUGGCUAUGCAGGAGUUCUCAGAGAUGAAUGAGCGACUGACAGACUUGCACUCCCAAAAACAGAAACUUGCCCGCCAGCUCCGAGAUAAGGAGGAAGAGAUGGAAGUGGUGAUGCAAAAGGUAGAAAAUUUAAGGCAGGAGUUACGCAGAACAGAAAGAAUAAAAAAAGAACUGGAAGUUCAAACUGAAGCUGCUGCUGCUGAGGCAUCUAAGGACAGGAAAUUGCGUGAGCGAAGUGAGCAGUACUGUAAGCAGCUGGAGAGUGAACUAGAAGGACUAAAGCAAAAGCAAAUUGGUCGCUCACCAGGGGUGAGCAGCACAGAACAUCAGCAAGAGAUCACUAAAUUAAAGGCCGACUGGGAAAAGAAAAGUGUUUUCUAUGAAGAGGAACUAUCCAAACGAGAACUAAUGCAUGCUAAUGAAAUCAAAAACUUGAAGAAAGAACUGCGGGAUGCAGAGAGCCAGCAGCUCGCCCUCAAGAAAGAGAUUAUGAUCUUGAAAGACAAAUUAGAAAAGACCAGGAGAGAGAGCCAAAGUGAAAGAGAGGAGUUUGAAACAGAAUUCAAACAGAAGUAUGAACGCGAGAAAAUUCUGUUAAUGGAGGAAAACAAAAAGCUCUCAAAUGAGCUAGAUAAGCUCACCACCAUGUUUGAGAGACUAAGUAUGAACAACCGACAGCUGGAGGAAGAGAUGAGAGACCUGGCAGACAAAAAGGAAUCUGUGGCACAUUGGGAAGCCCAGAUUACUGAGAUCAUCCAGUGGGUAAGUGAUGAAAAAGAUGCCAGAGGGUAUCUCCAAGCUUUAGCAUCCAAAAUGACAGAAGAAUUAGAGGCCUUGAAGAACUCGAGCUUGGGUGCAAGAGCAACAGACAUGCCCUGGAAGAUGCGCCGCUUUGCAAAACUAGAUAUGUCAGCAAGGUUGGAACUGCAGUCAGCUCUUGAUGCAGAAAUCCGAGCCAAACAGGCCAUUCAAGAUGAGUUGAAUAAAGUUAAAGCUUCCAGUAUUUCUACAGAAUGUAAACUGCAAGAGUCAGAGAAGAAGAACUUGGAGCUACUAGCAGAAAUUGAAAAACUGAAAAAGGAAACGGAAGACCUUAGAUCAGAAAAGGGUGUAAAGCACCAAGACUCACAGAAUUCUUUCUUGGCAUUUUUGAAUGCGCCUACCUCUGCUCUGGAUCAAUUUGAACGCUCUCCUUCCUGUAUUCCAGCUAACAAAGGCAGACGUAUUGAUUCAGUUGAGAACUUCACAUUAUCUAACACGCCUUCACGGGAUGAAGAUAUCAAGUCUCACCUCCAUUCAAGAUCUAGGUCUCCUUCCACAGCUAGUGACAUUGAACCAAUUGAGGUCACAGAUCAUCCUCCACGUUCAGUUCACACACCAACCAUGAGGACAGCGUAUAUUGGUUCAGGACUCUCAGCACCAAAGCCUAAGGCCCAUCAGUUUGUAGUGAAAUCUUUUAAUACACCUACAAAAUGCAAUCAGUGCACAUCUCUGAUGGUUGGUUUGAUAAGACAGGGCUGCACCUGUGAAGUUUGUGGAUUCUCAUGCCAUGUGACCUGUGCAGACAAGGCCCCAGCAGUGUGCCCAAUUCCACCUGAACAGACCAAGGGUCCUCUGGGGAUAGACCCACAGAAAGGUAUAGGGACUGCAUAUGAAGGUCAUGUCCGAGUUCCUAAGCCAGCUGGAGUUAAGAAAGGUUGGCAGAGGGCUCUGGCUGUGGUCUGUGAUUUCAAACUCUUCCUGUAUGAUGUAGCAGAAGGAAAAGCAUCCCAGCCCAGCGUGGUAGUGAGUCAGGUUAUUGACAUGAGGGAUGAAGAAUUCUCAGUGAGUUCUGUCUUGGCCUCUGAUGUCAUCCAUGCAAAUCGAAAAGAUAUCCCAUGUAUUUUUAGAGUUACAGCUUCCCAGCUCUCUGCAUCCAGUAAUAAGUGCUCGAUCCUGAUUCUUGCAGACAGUGAGAAUGAAAAAAGCAAGUGGGUAGGGGUGCUGAAUGAAUUGCAUAGGAUUCUGAAGAAGAACAAGCUGAAGGAUCGGUCAGUCUAUGUUCCCAAAGAGGCUUAUGACAGCACCCUACCUCUCAUCAAAACAACCCAGUCAGCAGCAAUCAUAGAUCAUGAAAGAAUUGCUCUGGGGAAUGAAGAAGGGUUAUUUGUUGUUCACAUCACCAAAGAUGAGAUUAUUCGUGUUGGUGACAAUAAGAAAGUUCAUCAGAUCGAGCUCAUCCCAAAUGAACAGCUCAUAGCAGUGAUCUCAGGACGAAACCGUCAUGUACGGCUUUUUCCUAUAGCAGCCUUGGAUGGAAGAGAGACUGAGUUUUAUAAACUAGCAGAAACAAAAGGUUGCCAGACAAUAGUUUCCGGACAAGUGCGCCAUGGGGCCCUUACUUGCCUGUGUGUGGCUAUGAAAAGACAAGUCCUCUGUUAUGAACUAAAUCAGAGUAAGACACGUCACAAAAAAAUUAAGGAGAUCCAAGUCCAGGGAAACGUCCAGUGGAUGUCGAUCUUCAGUGAGAGGCUGUGUGUGGGUUACCAGUCUGGAUUCCUCAAAUAUCCCUUGCAUGGAGAAGGGAACCCAUAUAGUUUGCUCCACCCAGAUGACCACACACUAUCAUUUAUCUCACAGCAGCCAACUGAUGCCAUCUGUGCAGUCGAAAUAUCAAAUAAAGAAUAUCUGCUGUGUUUUAGCAGCGUAGGGGUUUAUGUUGACUGCCAGGGUCGAAGAUCUAGACAACAGGAAUUGAUGUGGCCUGCAACUCCAUCCUCUUGCUGUUAUAAUGCACCAUACCUCUCAGUGUACAGUGAAAAUGCAGUUGAUAUCUUUGAUGUGAACUCCAUGGAAUGGAUUCAGACUGUUCCACUCAAGAAGGUACGACCUUUGAAUACAGAAGGAUCACUGAACCUCUUAGGACUGGAGACAAUUAGAUUAAUAUAUUUCAAAAAUAAAAUGGCAGAGGGAGAUGAACUGGUCGUUCCUGAGACAUCAGAUAAUAGCCGAAAACAAAUGGUUCGAAACAUCAAUAAUAAGCGUCGUUAUUCAUUCAGAGUACCAGAGGAGGAGAGGAUGCAGCAGAGGAGGGAGAUGCUACGAGAUCCUGAAAUGAGAAAUAAAUUAAUUUCUAACCCAACUAAUUUUAACCACAUAGCACACAUGGGUCCAGGAGAUGGUAUACAGAUCCUCAAAGACCUGCCUAUGAACCUUCGGCCUCAGGAAAGUCGGACCAUGUUCAGUGGCUCUGUCAGCAUCCCAUCUAUCACAAAAUCCCGCCCCGAACCAGGACGAUCAAUGAGCGCUAGUAGCGGGUUGGCAGCAAGUAAGUUACCAGGGUCGUCAGCACAGAAUGGCAGUGCUCUGCGGCGGGAAUUCUCAGGAGGGAGCUACAGCGCAAAGCGUCAGCCUAUGGCAUCGCCAUCAGAUGGGUCAUUGUCUUCUGGUGGUUUGGACCAAGGCAGUGAUGUGCCGACAAGGGACUAUGAGCGGGAGGACUCGGACUCACCACGACAUUCUACGGCUUCUAACAGUUCCAACCUGAGCAGCCCUCCCAGCCCGGUUUCUCCUCACAAGACCAAGAGCCUCUCCUUGGAGAGCUCUGACCACCGCAAGGCAGACUGCAGGGCAGAAAGAACUCCACCAGAGGGCAGGUCCCACAGAAGAUGCAGUCUGCCUUUCAGCAACAGGAGCCGGAUGACCAUCAUUAAAUGAACCGAAUGAAAGGGGGAAACAUAACCUGCAAAUGGACACGAAAGAGGAAAGUCCUUUCCUUUUGUUAUUUACCAGGAUGAAUGUGCUUUUUGUUUGGAAACACAUGCGUGUGCAUUUUCUUCUCAGAAGGAUCACUGCUAGCUUUCUGCCACAACCACCCCAAAGGGCUUCUUGUAUUUAGAAAACUGAUUGUGCGUGUUUUAGUACCAUUAUCGCUUCUGUCAAACCACUCCAAGCCAUUCCAGUUCACAGUAUAAAGUAUUUCACCCAGAGUAAGAGAUGCUGAAACAAAUGGCGGUUUUGCUGGAUUUUUCUUCCCAGUGGAAAACACGGGUAAGUUCAAGGAUGGGAUAAUCCACAGGCCUGGGUGAAAUACAGAUAUAAGCAGUAGGAUGCAGAUCAUUGUCUUCACCAUUACCCAUGCUGGGUCUCCUAGAAAAGAUCUGUUUUAUUCUGCAAAGAUCGGAUUGUCCAUAUGAAAUAACAUAUUGCAGAGAUAUUUUGGGGCGAAUGCAGGACUUGUCCAUUGUGUAUCACGUCCAAAUCCUGUCUAUCCAGUUUGGGUUUUCAGCAUAUCAAGUUAGUGGCGUGUGUUUCCUUGUCACAGCUGGAAGCUAGCAUUCCUGCAAGCUUGGCAUUGCAUAUUCAAAUCUAUACCAAGCAGCCAAACACUUCAAGUUCAUUCCAAGCUAGUAACUUCUCAUGGCAUUGUGGGAGAGACAGGGCACAGGGACUGGGCAUUAGCUGAAGCUCACUAGCAGUUUUUCCUUAAAGGCUGUACCAAAGGCUUCUCCUCUUCUUACAAUUCCCUCUUUCCAGUGAAGUCCAUCACAUCCACGUGUUCUUCAAAACCUUCCACACUAGUUUUUUAUUUAUUUUAUGGUGCAUUUAAAUAUUAAACCUCAUGCUAAAGGAGGCAUUUGAACCUUUAGGUUUUUAGGCUAAAAACUGGUCAUACUUGAAGCAGUUCUGACUGAUCCUAGUCAAACCCUGCUUGUCCAUGGAAUGAAUGGCAAUUAAAUUAGCCCCGAUUGUCCCAGGAACAAGUGCUAUCACAGAUAUUUCACAGGUACUUAAAGUGGGACAGUGGACUUGUACAUCUGCAGGAUCCCAGGAAAAAAAGGUUUUGUUCUGGGAGAAGUCUGACAGUCUGUUUUUAGCCUGAAAGAAACAAUGCAUGGUAGUCCCCUUAUCUGACCGUGUAGUCCUUUUUAACCAGUCUGCGCUCCUGAAAAAUGGAACCAAAGACCCAGCACAUUUUUAAAAGAACCAUAAACCAGUGGACUUGCUGUGGUGCCUGUGAUCCUGUUUCUUGUUACAGACUUACAUUUUCAGAUGUAGCAUCCUCUGGUUAUGUUGCAAAGCUGAAUUCCAUAAAGAAAACCCAACUGGAGGAGGUCUGCACUGUUAAACAUAGUCUGGAUUUUCUAGGCUUUAGCAGUGUCCUUUAAGAUGACUAUUUAGUCAUACUGUACAUUUUACACAAGCCACAGUACUGUUAAAGAGAAAGAGCAAUGGAUUUCUUAGCUGAAAAGCAAAUAUCCACAUAAGUUAUUUGAAAGGAAAAUAAAAUGUCCUAGGACUUAAGCUAAAUUUUAUGUUGUCUUGGACCAUUUGAAUAGAUGCUGAUUUCUCCAGUGGGCCAUGCAAAAUCUGUUUUGGUAGUGAGCUCUUGUUAUAAAAUAUGCAUGUUGCAGAUGUGCUUUUGAAUUUCUCAUGAGAUAGGAAAAGUAACUUGGCCAUUUGAACUGUACAAUUCUUGUCUGGUUUCUUGGAGGCAGUUGACUUACAAGGUUUGUUGUUUGCAACUAUGCAGUGUAGCAUUGUUCAGUGUUUCCAGUUGCAAUGCAUUUACCCAGGCAAUUUAUAAUCACCCAUUGAAACUUUUGACUAAUAUUGUAGCAUAUGUUCUAUGUACACAGUAUAUAUAUCUUUUUUUCUUCCUUUGCCAAGACUGAAAGCAUUCUUCAUUUAUCAGGACCCUUUUAUUUUGCUUUUGCAAAUGGCUUUAGUCACAAAGAGAAUCCAAAUAGAUUCAGGCAGCUACUGUGAGGAACACAGCUUCCAGGUGACAGAAUGAAAAGGUGCAGUAAAGUAAUUUAAGCUCCCACACAUCACAUUUGGUUUCCACAUUUCAUAAAGGCAGCGCUAGGUAAUAGAGCUUUGGCUGUAUCACACGCAAGCUGUAAGAACCAUGUAGUUCAUAGUUUGGAAGCACAUUUCUGGCCUUGCUUAGGCAGCUUUUCUUCCCGUCUUCGCGCCUGUCUUAGGAUCUGGCUUGUUAAAAGUGUGGAUCAUUAUUAUUUCAGCAAUAUUCCUGACUUGUUUUUGAGACCGACGAGCUUGAUUCUGAUAAAAAUCACAGACCACAUUUGUGUUGAACUCUCAGGUAUGUAGUUUAUGGAACACAGCAGCAGAGGCACGCAGGGCUCUGAACACAAAACAAAUGAAAGCACAGAUGACGGAUGGCCAGGGCAUAUGUAGUUCGCUACAAAUAGCUUUGGGCUUAAGCAAAACAUUGCUCAAGCAAUAGCAUCAGCCUUUCAAAAUAGUACUUUAAAAAAGGUCAGAAUUUCUGAGGAACUGGAGCACCAUGAGCAUCCAUAGUCUUGUAUGUCCAAGAACUUUGAUGGGCCAGACUGGAGGGAGAGACCCAGCUGGUGAAUGGUAGAGAACAAGCGCUUUGUGCAACUCCAGCAGCAUCUAAGUGGUAGGAAACCUUUUCUUCAGACCUCUUUCUUCUACAAGGUGAGCACCAAGGGUGAAAUUCAUCCCUGUGCAAAGCCCCUGCACCUCUUCCGCCUUAUCUUGAGAACUGAAGCGAUACAAAGACUUUGUGCUUUGUGCUACAAGAGUUCUCUCUCGCAAAGGAGCCUGGGACAGGACCUGUGCGCUGACACGAAUCGUGCUCCAGCUACACGAGCAGCCUAGUCCUGGCAGGCUACCAUGGGCUGUGUACUCAAGUCCUAUUUGAGAGGCCCCCAAAGAUCAGCUGUCCCACAGGCCUUUCACUUUAGACCUCACUGUGCAGAGAGGCAGUUCCACAGCUUGUCUUCUCUUCCUUUCCAUUCACAGUUUAAGAAAGAACCCCUCUUUCAUUCUGCAGAAGAAAGCAGUCUCAUUCACAGGGAAAAAAAAUCAUAAAUAAAACCAGUGUUGGCAUUGCAAAGCAAUUAUACCUGCCUUUUUAUGUAUGACAGUUUCAUAUCAUUUAUUUUUAAAAAAUAUAUUUUUUAGGUUUUUUCAUUGUAAUAUUAUUGUACAGUUUUGCAUGGCAUAGAUGUAAUCACUUUUUUGUUUUAGAGUAUAAAAGCUGACAAGCGUGCGGUGUGGGGGAAAGACUGCUUUUUGCCUCUUCUCACUAUUUGAUUGUUUUAUGCCCUCAAUGUUGUAGAGGACAUUGUAAGAGAUUCUCUGCUACAGAACAAUGAUGUAGAUUCUUUUGCACAGAAAUAUUUAAGGUGGAAAGUCAACAAUGUAAUAAAUGACUUGCCACCAAUAUUUUACGUUGGUAACACACUUAAUAUUAACCUACUUUGAUGUAUUGCAAUAAAACAGGGAACUGUUAGAAACAUG
Molecule: messenger RNA, 9073 nt
Organism: Gavialis gangeticus (Gharial)
Lineage: Eukaryota; Metazoa; Chordata; Crocodylia; Gavialidae
Gene: CDC42BPA
Product: CDC42 binding protein kinase alpha
Exons: 39
Coding region: 65-5497 (1810 amino acids)
Biological process (GO): peptidyl-threonine phosphorylation; actomyosin structure organization
Cellular component (GO): actomyosin; cytoplasm; cytoskeleton
Molecular function (GO): protein serine/threonine kinase activity; ATP binding
Source: RefSeq, a predicted model, not a curated record